Molecule: messenger RNA, 3253 nt
Organism: Malurus melanocephalus (red-backed fairy wren)
Lineage: Eukaryota; Metazoa; Chordata; Aves; Passeriformes; Maluridae
Gene: CCDC3
Product: coiled-coil domain containing 3
Exons: 3
Coding region: 549-1430 (293 amino acids)
Biological process (GO): negative regulation of gene expression
Cellular component (GO): extracellular region
Source: RefSeq, a predicted model, not a curated record
CGCUGCCCUCACCCAGGAGUGUCCCUGCCUUUCCCAUCUYUGCUCUUUUACAACUUUCCCCUUUGCAGUCUCCCUCCUAUCCACCUCUUCCCUUUGCAUUCCUCCUCUUUGCAAUUCUGCCUUUGCAUCCCUCCCCUUUGUAUCCCUCCCUUUUCACCUCCCCCUUUGCACCUCUCUCACUUACAUCCCUCCCCUUUSCCUCUCUGCCCCCUUCGCAUCCCUGCCUUUUCUCAUCCCUCCCCUUUGCAUCUCUGCCUCUCGCAUCUCUGCCCCCGUACACCCCCUGCCCCUCGACCCUCUGCAUCCUCGCCCCUUCGCACCCCUGUCUGCUCGGAUCUCAGCCCUUGGGGCAUCUGCCCCAGCACCCUCCACUCCUCCCUCCCCCAGCCCUUCGCAUCUCCGCCUCGCUGCCUCCCUGCGCUCUCCCCUAACCCCGGUCCCCCGCAGCCUCCGGGGCAUCCCGCAGCGCCUCCGGGCCGUCCUGCCCCCCGCUCCAACCCCGCUGACCCCCGUCCCUCCCCGUCCCUCCCGGCCCGGAGCCGCCCGCGAUGCCGCCGCUGCCGCUGCCGGUAGCGGUGCCGGUGCCGGUGCCGGUGCUGGUGCUGGGGCUGGUGCUGGUUUUGGGGGGCCGGGCGGCCGGCGGGGGAGGCUGCCAGCUGCCGGCCGAGUGGAGACCGCUCAGCGAGGGCUGCCGGGCCGAGCUGGCCGCGAUCAUCGUGUACGCGCGGGUGCUGGCGCUGCACCCCGACCCCUACGGCGCCUACAACUACCUGCCCUGGCAGAGGGAYCCCCCCGGCGGCCCCCAGCAGGGAGCGGGAGACCUCUUCUACUCGGCCGAGAUCGAGCUGCUGUGCGACCAGGCGUGGGGCAGCAUGCUGGAGGUGCCCGCCGGCUCCCGCCUCAACCUCACCGGCCUCGGCUACUUCUCCUGCCACUCGCACACCGUCAUGCAGGGCUACGCUUAUUUCUUCUUCCUCCGAAUGGAUGAGAACUACAUCCUCCUGCCACAUGGAGUCAACUUCCAGGAGGCGAUUUUCCCUGAUACCCAGGAGAACAGAAGGAUGUUUGCCAGCCUUUUCCAGUUUUCAAACUGCUCRCAGGCACAGCAUGUGUUGAGCUUCUCCAGUGACUGGGAGAUUCAAGAGGACAACCGGCUCAUGUGCUCCUCGGUGCAGAAAGCCCUGUUUGAGGAGGAGGACAGGGUGAAGAAGCUGCAGCAGAAAGUGGCGACGCUGGAGAAGCGCAACAAGCAGCUGCGAGAUCGAGUGAAGAAAGUCAAGAGGUCUCUCCGGCAGGCCAGGAAAAACUCCAGGCACAUGGAGCUGGUGAACAGAAAGCUCAGCGAGAAACUUUCCUCGGCAGGUGGUCAAAUCCCCUACAUUAACUCUUUGAAGCAGGAGAACUCCCAUGCCACCUACCUUAAGGUAUAAUGCAAGGGUAAGUGCUCAGAUGAGCAGUGGAGGUGAAUUUUGCCUGCUUUAGAUCAGGGUCCGGCCCUCACACCUUGUCUGUGCUGUGCUUCAAACCUCACAUGGAAAACAAAUCUGAACUUGCCUUAGGCACAGUGCUGGUUUAAACAGGAAUGCCAGCUGGAUUUGGCACAGCCCAAAGCUGUCUCACUGGACACAAGGCCUGACAGUCACCUGUGCUUCUCCUCCCUCACCCACCUCCACCACCAGUUUUAGGCUGUCUUUGAUAGAAUUGCCAGCCCAGCCCCUGGGCCAUUGCAGGCACUUGACAAAGGAGCUCUUCCUGCCACUUKACCUCCUCCCCAUGGGCUGGGCAAGGAAGGCUUGGGAUGUAGAGAUGGAUGUGRUGGGGAGGAUGCAGCCAUGAAUGCCCUUUAUGCCCUCAUCACCCCCAAGCUCUCAACCUUGCUUUAAGCUUUACUAAAGUCCACACCUGGUGCCUGGGCAAAGGCCAUGUUUGAGACACAGUUUGUGCCUCUCCUCAGCAUGAAAUAUAGGUGUGCCCAAAUUGUCUUAAGAUUGUUUCUAUAURUCUUUAAAUAUUCUAAAUAAAAUAUAUAAUAACUUUUAUUUUUCCAAGAAGUGCCUCAAGGCUCUCAGUAGCUCCCUCAGGUGCCUUUAUMAUUGGUCAGCCAGCGGGGUUGGAAACUGCAUAAUUUCAGGGCUGUGUCUGAGACCUAAUCCUGCAGUCAGGAGUGGACUUUGCCUAUGAGUGGGUGUUGGAUCAGGCCCAGCAGGCAAUUUCAGAUCCCAUUCUCAAGGAGGUUUAAUUUACAGUGUGGACAAAGCUUCGAGUUUUGUAGUCAUUGAGGUAUAAUGGAGGUUGCUGGGCAGCCUCACUAGGUUACACUUAGAGCCURUAGAGACCACACCAAUAUCAACAGGGCAUUCAAAAUUUAGGUAGUUUAUAUAUGUAUAUAUUUUAAAAUCCUAUAGAAAAUAUUUUUAUUACACAUUUGAUAUAGUCUAAUUUCUUAAAAUAUGAAGUAAAACCUGUUUCUYGGUUAUCUUGUAAAAAAGAAAAGUUCAUUAUUUGCUUUAUUAGACAUUUAUAAACUGACUUUUGCUCAGGCAGUGUGAGUUUAGGCAUCAGUAUCCAUGGCUGAUAAUGCUUUGAACUAUCCCAGCACUUGGAAAAGCCCAUAUCAGCUUUCACACGUGAGCUUCAGUCCAAGCAGAACACAAAGUUGACUCUCAUUACCUUCCAGUUUUACUUCUUUUGGAAAUUCAAUUUUUUUUCCCUCUUGAAAUAAUAUUGGCAUUUCUUAAGAUUCUGGCUGCUCCACUGGUUUCAAAGGCUCCACCUACCACAUCACCACAAUUUGAGUUGUUUUCUGCUGGAGUCAGCAAUGCURUUUCCUGAGAAUUACUACAGAACUUAGGCUUCCGUAGAAGCCAUCAAGAGAUUUUUAACUCCAAAAUUUAAAUCCAUAGAAAAGUAACUACUUUUUUAUUGUUUCAUUUUCUUGUUUUUAAACUGCUGUACAGUUUAAAACUGCUGUAUACAUGAACUGGUUUUCCUGGGAUAGGUAWUAAAAGCUUGUAUUUUCAUUUUUUGUUAAGAAAAAUAUUCCCUCUGGUAUUCAUUCAUGUUYUAUAAGUGUUUGUAUAAAGCUGAGAAAGUAUAAUUCAUGUAGCUACACCUUUGCUAUUCCUAAAGAUUUUCCAAACACAUUGUUCAAUAUCUUUUUCUUUGGCUGUUAUUUUUGUUGCCUGAUGAAAAGAUUGGAAUUUUCUUUCUAUUUCUCCCUUUGUCUGCUUUAAAAAAAAAGUAAAACAUUUUG